GGUCGAAGUACCGAUCUGCCCCGCGCUUUCCGGUUGUGUUGGAAGCGACUUCUGGGCUCUGGUGUGGCCGCCAUGGGGAAAGUAAAUGUGGCCAAGUUGCGUUACAUGAGCCGGGAUGACUUCAGGGUUCUGACCGCGGUUGAAAUGGGCAUGAAGAACCAUGAAAUAGUUCCCUGCAGUUUGGUUACUUCCAUAGCCAGCCUUAAACAUGGUGGCUGUAAUAAAGUUUUAAGAGAAUUAGUGAAACAUAAGCUCAUAGCUUGGGAGCGUACCAAAACUGUCCAGGGUUAUCGAUUAACAAAUGCAGGCUAUGAUUAUCUAGCUUUGAAAACACUUUCUGCGAGACAGGUGGUUGAAUCUGUUGGAAGCCAGAUGGGUGUUGGCAAAGAAUCUGAUAUUUAUAUAGUUGCAAAUGAAGAAGGGCAGCAGUUUGCAUUAAAACUUCACAGACUGGGAAGAACCUCUUUUCGAAAUCUGAAAAACAAACGUGACUACCAUAAACACAGGCAUAACAUGUCUUGGCUUUAUUUAUCUCGUCUUUCUGCCAUGAAAGAAUUUGCCUAUAUGAAGGCACUGCAUGAGAGAAAAUUUCCAGUUCCAAAGCCAAUUGAUUAUAAUCGCCACGCAGUGGUCAUGGAACUCAUUAAUGGCUAUCCUUUGUGUCAGGUACACCAUGUUGAAGAUCCUGCAUCAGUAUAUGAUGAAGCUAUGGAACUAAUAGUCAAACUUGCCAAUCAUGGACUGAUUCAUGGAGAUUUCAAUGAAUUCAAUCUCAUUGUGGAUAAAGAUGACCACAUCACCAUGAUCGAUUUUCCACAGAUGGUUUCAACUUCUCAUCCCAAUGCUGAAUGGUAUUUUGACAGAGAUGUUAAGUGCAUUAGAGAUUUCUUCAUGAAACGUUUCAGCUAUGAAAGUGAGCUUUAUCCAACCUUUAGUGACAUCAGGAGAGAGGACUCCCUUGAUAUAGAGGUUUCUGCCAGUGGUUACACAAAGGAAAUGCAGGCAGAUGAUGAACUUCUUCAUCCAGAGGGUCCAAAUGAUAAAAAUAAUGAAACAGAGGAGGGAUCUGAAUCCUCAUUUUCUGAUGAAGCGAUGUCACAAAAAGCAAAAGUUUAUAGAUCAGAAAAUGAAAGUAAACAAAAAUGUGUAGAUCUCUCUGCUGACUGCUAUUGUAUGUCAUCUGAAGACCUUGAGCAAAUUAAGGAAGAUGAUUUGCCAGAGGAGGGUGCAGGUGCACACAACUUUAAAAUGACUGGAUUCAAUCAAGCUUUAGAAGAAAUAAAAGAUCAGGUGGUAAAAAAUAAUUCUGUAACUGAAUUUUCCGAGGAGAAGAAGAAAACUGGAAAUGAUGUCACUGGGUUCAGUCAAGCUUUAGAAGAAAUAAAAGAUCAGGUGGUAAAAAAUAAUUCUGUAACUGAAUUUUCUGAGGAGAAAAAGAAAACUGGAAAUGAUGUCAGGCAAGAUGAUCAGACAGGUCAGGGAGGAAUCCCUGCCGGCUCUGAAGAAUAUGAAGAUGAAUGUCCUCAUCUGAUUGCCUUGUCACUAAACGAAUCCAGGCCUAUCAGAGAAGAAGAAAAUAUGGAAAAUAUUAAUCAAUGUCGAACAAGAACUCUGAGUGUUACCUCUAUGGGCAGUGUGUUAAGCUGUUCAACAAUUCCUCCGGAACUGGUGAAACAGAAGGUGAAACGUCAGUUGACAAAACAACAAAAAUCAGCUGUCAGACGUCGACUGCAAAAAGGAGAAGCAAAUAUAUUUACCAAACAGCGGCGAGAAAACAUGCAAAAUAUUAAAUCAAGCUUGGAGGCAGCUAGCUUUUGGGGAGACUAAUCUAUCUGUGAUCUUGAACAAUGUCUGUAUAUUACUUAAAAAGUUGCUAUGACCCCUAUUUAAGCCUCCUUAAAGUCUGGUUUUUGGACAAGGGCAAUUAUAUAUAUAGUAAAUAGAAUCUUUUUCAUCUGUAAAUUUGACUCAUUCAUUGUUUCUUGUAAAGACUAGUUGUAAUAAUUCUGCUAAAGCACUACAGCUUUCCAAGUAAUUAUACGACUAGUAAAUCUGCUAAAAAAUCUAUUUUUUUUUUUAAG
Messenger RNA from Condylura cristata (star-nosed mole), 2081 nucleotides. It is a transcript of the gene RIOK2, whose product is annotated as RIO kinase 2. Bases 73 to 1827 code for a protein of 584 amino acids. Gene Ontology annotation, cellular component: cytosol; preribosome, small subunit precursor; nucleus. The record is from RefSeq and is a predicted model, not a curated record. Gene Ontology annotation, molecular function: protein serine/threonine kinase activity; ATP binding. NCBI's taxonomy places the organism in Eukaryota, Metazoa, Chordata, Mammalia, Eulipotyphla, Talpidae. Gene Ontology annotation, biological process: maturation of SSU-rRNA; protein phosphorylation. The transcript is spliced from 10 exons.